This is a messenger RNA of Cynoglossus semilaevis (tongue sole), 3452 nucleotides long. It is a transcript of the gene erap2, whose product is annotated as endoplasmic reticulum aminopeptidase 2. Gene Ontology annotation, biological process: proteolysis; peptide catabolic process. The record is from RefSeq and is a predicted model, not a curated record. Bases 194 to 3010 code for a protein of 938 amino acids. Gene Ontology annotation, cellular component: membrane; cytoplasm. Gene Ontology annotation, molecular function: metalloaminopeptidase activity; zinc ion binding; peptide binding. The transcript is spliced from 21 exons. NCBI's taxonomy places the organism in Eukaryota, Metazoa, Chordata, Actinopteri, Pleuronectiformes, Cynoglossidae.
ACACAGACACAAAGUGUGGGCGGGAGGACUUAAAAAAAGAAAGUGAAAAUAAACAGUACUGGCAACCAGGAAGAAUGAAGAGUCAAAGUCACUGAGCAAUAUCACUGAUGGGCUAGGGUUUGUCUCAACGUGUCCAAGGGGAUUUUAUUGUUGUCCUUUUGCUGAUCAGAGAAGGAAGGGCAGCUCAUCCAUAAUGGCUUCCGUGAGACUGUUACUACUAUUUUUAUUCAACCUACCUCUGGCUGAAUGUUGGAGUUCACCAGGUUCGACCAACACUCUAGGAGAACCUUCUGUGGACACUCAUAAUCUAUCUUUUCCAUGGAGUCGUCUUCGUCUGCCAAGGUACGUCAUUCCUCUUCACUAUCGCCUCCUCCUGCACCCUAACCUUACAAGCCUCAGCUUCACUGGCUCAGUGCAGAUCCAGAUUGCAGUCCAGAACAACACAAACUGGAUUGUAUUACACAGUAAGGGUCUGCAGAUCUCCAGAGCCACCAUAUUGGAUCAGAACCUUUCACCUCUUUCUGACCAGGUUCUCCCAGUGCUCUACAAGCCUUCACAUGAGCAGAUUGGCAUUUUUUCUCCCAGGGUGCUCAGCACUGGACCAACUUACUUCCUGUAUAUUGAGUUUGGGGCAGAUAUUGCAGAAGGCUUCUCUGGUUUCUAUCGUAGCACCUACAGAACCACUGCAGGAAAGACCAGAACUUUAGCUUCUACUCACUUUGAGCCAACCGAUGCUCGCACAGCUUUCCCUUGUUUCGAUGAGCCAAACUUCAAAGCCAACUUCUCUGUUCGAAUCAGGAGAAGCCCAGCUCACAUUGCUCUUUCCAACAUGCCUGUUGACAGGACAGUUAAGGUAAACUCUGAGCUGCUUGAGGACAGAUUCGCCGUCAGUGUGAAGAUGAGCACAUACCUUGUGGCAUUUGUCAUCUGUGACUUCAGAUCCAUUUCUGCAACAACAUCUACUGGAGUAAAGGUGUCCAUCUAUGCCGCUCCUGAGAAGUGGCCUCAGACCCACUAUGCUCUGGAUGUGGCUGUAAAAAUGCUGGACUUCUAUGAGAAGUACUUCAACAUCCGCUAUCCUUUACCCAAACAAGACCUGAUAGCCAUUCCAGAUUUUCAGUCUGGUGCAAUGGAGAACUGGGGUCUGACGACCUACAGAGAGACAAGCCUUCUCUUUGACCCUCUGACCUCCUCGCUACAUGACAAACUCUGGGUGACCAUGGUGAUUGGUCAUGAACUUGCCCAUCAGUGGUUUGGUAAUUUGGUGACGAUGGUGUGGUGGAACGACAUUUGGCUCAAUGAAGGAUUUGCCAGGUACAUGGAGUACAUUUCAGUGGAAGGAACAUACCCUGAGCUUGCAGUGGAGGAAUAUCUUCUGCACACUUGCUUUGCAGCUGUUGGCCUUGAUUCAUUGAAUUCAUCUCGCCCAAUAUCAAACGCAGCAGAGAGCCCAACUCAGAUUGAAGAGAUGUUUGACACAGUCUCUUAUGACAAAGGAGCAUGUGUCCUUCACAUGCUGAGGUACUUUCUGACUGACGAUGUGUUCCAGAGUGGGAUUGUGCGAUAUUUACGUAAAUACAGCUACAAAAAUGCACAGAACCAAGAUCUGUGGGAUAGCCUGUCAAAUACAUGCACAGAAGAUGACUUUGUCUCUGGAAAGCACUGUUACACCAGUGAGCACGCCACCAGGAAUGCAUACAUGUUUGCAGGAGAACAUCUGAAUCUGACAGCCAUGAUGAACACUUGGACUCUGCAGAAAGGCGUUCCUCUGGUAACUGUCACCAGGAGGGGGCCUCGUCUGCUGAUCAGACAGAACAGAUUUCUGAGGACGGUCAUGCCUUCAGACCCACUGUGGCCCUCACUACAGAAGGGUUUCCUUUGGCAUAUCCCACUGACAUACAAGACAAAUGGCUCCAGCUUAAUUCACAGACACCUGAUGACAACACACACAGACAGUAUACAUGUAGGAGAAGAAGUGAGCUGGGUGAAAGUGAACACUGACAUGACUGGCUACUACCUGGUUCACUAUGAGGACGGGGGCUGGGACAACAUGAUCGAUCUCCUAAGAGAAAACCACACUGCUCUGAGCUACAAAGACAGGACUCACUUGAUCCACAAUGCUUUUCAACUGGUCACCGCUGGUCAUUUGCCCAUACAUAAAGCCUUAGAUCUUAUUAGUUAUCUUCAAAAGGAGACAAACACAGUUCCCCUCCUGGAAGGACUGGGAUACCUGGACGCAUUUUAUCACUUAAUUGAAAAAAGAAAUGAGCCUGAGUUAACGCACAUUCUGGGGUCCUACAUUCUAAGAUUUUUCCGUGAGGUCAUCAAUCAGCAAACUUGGAGUGAUGAAGGCACAGUGUCACAACGACGGCUGAGGUCUGAGGUCCUGUCUCUUGCCUGUCAUCUGAGUGACCCUUCCUGCAUCCAGCAGGCCAAAAGUAUUUUCAAGGACUGGCUUCAUUCUAAUGGAACUCUCAAUUUACCCACAGAUGUGGCACAGACUGUGUAUUCAGUUGGAGCCCAGGACGACCACGGCUGGAAGACACUUUUACACACAUACAACUUCUCCCUCUCUGAAGUUCUAAAAGACAAAAUCCUUCAUGCCCUGAGCCGUAGCACAGACAUCAGCAAGUUGGAAAGGCUGCUGCAACUGGGUCUGGAAGGGAAUGUGAUUCGAAUGCAGGAUCUGUCUCAUGUUGUACUUAUGGUGGCGAGGAACCCACAGGGACAUCACCUGUCCUGGAACUUUGUCAAAAAGAACUGGGACAUGCUAGUCAAAAAGUUUCACUUGGGAUCAUUCUCUAUUAGAAACAUCCUGAUUGGCACCACAAGCCAGUUUUCCACCCAAGAGGAACUCAAUGAUGUACAGCGUUUCUUUGAGUCCAUCAAAGAACAGGCGUCUGAACUUAGAGCAACUCAGGUUGCUUUAGACAACGUGCAGAAAAAUGUCCGCUGGAUUCAGAGAAACCUGGAGACUCUGAGAAAGUGGCUUAGUGACCGUGUGAAGUGAAUUAAUUAAUUUGCAACAAGAAAGGUGGUUGAUAUGAAUUGUACUGUUUAGAUGUUUUUUAAUUGUAGUUUUUAAUACAAUGAAUCCCACUCCAUGUUGAACUGUACUUUCUAUGAGCUUCAAAGGACAAAAAUUGUUCAAAUUAAAUUGUGUUUGGUUAAACAAGUUAUACUAUUAUUACAUGGGAACUUUACAUGUGUAGUCCUUAAAGGCUAUACUUUUGGAGACUUAUUUUGUAAAAUUAUAAUUUCAGUAUUAUUGCAAAAGCACUUAUUCAGGUCAUGGAUUUGUUUUAGGAAAACAUUGUUUCUUCUUUACAAAACACAAAAUGAGCUUGUGGGUGUGUUUAUGGAAACAUACUUUACAUUGGGUUAUUUGAAUGCAAACUUCUUUUCACAACCAAAUAAAAUUGAGUUUUUUUCCCCCAACAUAAUCACAUUAA